Messenger RNA from Cylindrotheca closterium, 1686 nucleotides. NCBI's taxonomy places the organism in Eukaryota, Bacillariophyta, Bacillariophyceae, Bacillariales, Bacillariaceae. The record is from the annotation of a GenBank genome assembly.
AUGAAGCAAAAGAAAAAGAAAGAUGAGAACAUUGCUGCGAGGAAGGCAAGAGAAGAAGCUGCUGAUGCUACUUCUAUGAUUGCAAGGAGUACGCAAAAGACGAUUGCUAAGGUUGGUGCUUCUAUCGGCACCAAAGCCGAUGCUGUGCUAGUUCCUCUACCAAAAACAGCUCCAAACGUUGCAAACAUUGAAAACAGAAAACAAUCAGAUAGCCACGAUGGCAACAAUAAGAAGGCAAGGAAGUUUGAUACAAGGGGCGCUGCUCAAGGAGCCAGUGCUGGUCCCGCUGCUGCUGCUGCUGCCACUGAGCAGUCAGAUAGGCAGCAUGAUGGCGACAAGAGAGCCCCAGAGAAGGCAAAGAAGGUUGCUGCGGGUGCUGGAGGAGCUGCUGUUGAUGCCAUGCAAAAGGCAGCAAUGAUUGUUCCUGCUUCAAGAGCUGUGGGUGCUGCAAUUUCCGGGGAAAAGCAAAGUGCUACGAAGAAAAAGGUGCAGCUCAAAAUAGGUCGUGGGGGAAAAUUGCAAGGAGAUAACAAUGCAACAAAAGAAGCAAACCGCAGAGUAGUGGAUAUUGGUAGAGCACAAGUAGAGCAACAUGCUGGUGUACCAAUCAUGCGGUACAAUCUACGACAUCCAAUCGGACCAAGGCCUCCAUCUUUGAAAGAGCAAAAGAAGAUGAGAGAUGAAAAAAAGAAAUUGUUGAAAACAAUGAGAGAUGAAUUGGGUGUCUUGCUUCCUGAUAUUGACAGCGAAAUUGUAGUUGCUCAAGAGAGGGUUCAUUGGGACCGUUCAAUGAAGGAUGGCGAUGGUGCGAGGGUCACAGAAAAAAUUCUUGAAGCUGCAGCUUUCAAUGAAGAUUUUGAUGAGGAAAAAGAUGAUGAUGGGGUUUUGGAAGAACGGAAAAAGCAGCUCUUUAAGGCAAAACAGGAGAUGCAAAAACUCCUCAAUGAAUACUAUGGUCAUGCUUACAUCUCUCCUUCACUUCGGACUUUCUUUGAAAAGUAUGAAAUUGAUAUGUUGGAUGUAGACGAUCCAUUGUAUUGUCCUGAUGAGAUUCGAGGGCUUUGUUAUGAAACAGAGCAAGAGGACAAGGAGGAUCCAAAGUUUACUGUUUAUUGUGGUCCGCAAGAGAAGGAGACAAUCAUCAAGGGCUGCAGGAUGGAACAGCUGAAGCCAUAUCUAAGCGAAGGAUAUUUGUACAGUUGUCAGCUGCGAGGAGAGUUAGCAAAGGCAAAAGGACCGUAUCAGGAACGAUACCUUAUCCCUAUAGGAGAUUCAAAUUUGGACAAGGCGCCUGACGACUGCCUCUGCAAGUUUGGUAGCAACGGCAGGUCUCUGAGUCCACUUCCAUUUCAACAAAACGACAAAGCCUUCUGUCUUGGAUACUGUUUGGCAAAUGUACUCUUUUACCUCAAGCUUGAUAAGUCAGCGCAGAAGCUAGCAGACAAUGCAAACAGACUAAGCAUUUUAGAUGCCAGGAGACAACUUGCAGAAGUUUCAAACAUAGUGCAGCUGUCAGCAAAGGGAAUUGGAACCAUAUCUUUGGAAGAGGUCAAGCGUAUGUUGGAUGGAAUUCCGAAACAGAAAACAAUUGAGAUGUUGAUGCAAUAUGACCUACACAGGAUUGGGUCGUGUGAAGUUGGAGAGUUUGUGCUGACGCUCGGAGAUGGCAAGUAUCACGCGGUCUAG